AUGCAGAUGAUGGAAGGGAAGUCGGUGAAGGGAUGCGUGAGAAGAUGCUUCCAGUGGAAGACCCUAAGAAAUCGGCUACCUUGUCUCCUGUGGAUCCCAUCCUACAACUUGGCCUCGUUCGUCUCUGAUUUCGUUGCCGGUUUAACCGUCGGCAUGAUGAUCAUUCCUCAAGGCAUCGCGAUGUCUGUCAUGGCCGGUCUUCCCGUCCAGUACGGUUUGUAUUCGGCGAUGGGAUGCGGCUUCGUCUACUGCAUCUUCGGAACGGUGAAGAAUGUUAACAUCGGCCCCACUACCAUCAUGUCCCUGUUGACCUACGAAUACGCAUCGAAAGGCCGCGAUCCAUCGGCUGCACCCGAUUAUGUUACUCUUCUGUCCUUCCUUACCGGUUCCAUCAUCACCAUCCUCGCGCUCCUCCGGUUGGAAAUUUUAUUGGACUUCGUUCCCCACACCGUCAUAUCCGCAUUCGUGUCAGCCGGUGCAGUGACUAUUGCAACUUCUCAAGUCAAAGACCUUUUGGGUCUGAAGAUAAAGACUUCUGGAUUCGUCAAUACCUGGUUCGAGGUCUUCUCCAAUAUGAAAGAGUCGAAUCCCUGGGAUGUUAUUAUGGGCCUCGUUUGCAUCGCACUGCUCAUCCUCUUAAAGAACUUGACAAGAUUUGGAGGGGAGAUGGGAGGAGUGGGAAAAAGUGGUUAUGCAGUGAGGAAGACCCUUUGGUUCCUCAUGGUAGGAAGGAACGCUCUUGUCGUCAUUAUCGCUGCUUCUACUGCCUAUGCCUGCUCCACCAGAGAUCAUCAGCCGUUCACCAUCGUUGGUGACGUCGAGUCCGGUUUGCCAGGCUUUGCACUGCCCCCGUUCUCCACAACCGAUGGGGAGGAGAAGAAGGGAUUUUGGGACAUGAUCUCCGAUUUCGGAAUGGGGUUAUGGAUCGUCCCUUUGGUAGCCACACUAGAUGCUGUCGCCAUCGCCAAAGCCUUCGCACACGGGAAGAUAAUGCAGGGGGGUCAGGAGAUGUUGGCUCUGGGUCUCGUGAAUAUCUUGGGAGGCUUCCUUUCCUCCAUGCCCACUGCGAGCUCUUUCUCUCGAUCUGCCGUAAAUCGUGCUUGUGACAUCCGAUCGCCAUUCGGAUCUGUCGUCGCCAGUCAGUUCUCACUUCGCUACCUUGCUUCCCAUUCCGGUCUGGUGGUGAUUUUGGCUUUGACCGUCCUCACUCCCAGUUUUUAUUACAUCCCGAGGACGAGCCUCUCUGCUGUCAUGAUAUCGGCGGUCGUAUUCAUGGUGGAAUACGAAGAAGUCAUCAACAUGUGGAAGACAUCACGUAGGUAUCGCUUCUCAUCUUUUCCAUAUUAG
Darwinula stevensoni is the source of this 1347-nucleotide messenger RNA. The record is from the annotation of a GenBank genome assembly. NCBI's taxonomy places the organism in Eukaryota, Metazoa, Arthropoda, Ostracoda, Podocopida, Darwinulidae.